Dicentrarchus labrax (European seabass) is the source of this 1199-nucleotide messenger RNA. It is a transcript of the gene rprma, whose product is annotated as reprimo, TP53 dependent G2 arrest mediator candidate a. The record is from RefSeq and is a predicted model, not a curated record. NCBI's taxonomy places the organism in Eukaryota, Metazoa, Chordata, Actinopteri, Moronidae. The transcript has a single exon. Bases 314 to 622 code for a protein of 102 amino acids.
ACUCGAGCGCUUUAACGCAGGCAGGUAGAGUCUGGCUAUUUAACCGCGGGUUGGUGGAUUCAUUCCGCUCUGAAACUGGCUACUGAACACAUGAAAUCUCCAGUAAUGCGAUGCCAAAGCAGCUUGUUAAACUCCAGAAGAGCGCUGUCUGACCUGACGGAACUUCUUCUUCAAUUCAGCGCUUCAUCAUCUUCACUUUCCACUUGAUGAUAAUCUCUCUGGGGGGCUCGUUUGUGCCAAGCGCGUCUUCUUUUUUUCUUUUUUUCUUUUUACAUCUCUCGCAACCAAAGUUUGAUUUUCAAGAAAAGUGGAAAUGAAUAACACCGGGUUCAACCAAACGGAGGGCGGGCUGCUCAACAAGACAGAGGAGUUUUUCUGCUGCAACUUUUCAUCCGUGGUGACUGAUAACGGCUUUGUGGCCGCCGCUCCGGAUGAGAGAAGCCUCUUCAUCAUGAGGGUGGUCCAGAUAGCCGUCAUGUGUGUUUUGUCCCUCACGGUGGUGUUCGGCAUAUUUUUCUUGGGUUGCAACCUUCUCAUAAAGUCAGAGGGGAUGAUUAACUUUUUAGUAACGGACAGGAGACCGUCCAAAGAAACGGAGGCAGUCAUUGUUGGAGCCUACUGACUGACGAGGACCUUUAUAUUAUGAUUUGAAUCAGAUCUGAAGUCUGCUGGAGGCAGAUGAGAGACGAUGAUCAACUGCCCAAAUAAAACCCUGUUUUCAUAUUGGUAUUUAGAAAAAACCUCGCUGGAGGUAACUAAACCCUCAGUGGUGACUGAGGCUUCACCUUAUUUCUUGUGGCUUUUUUUAAUGCCAACAAAGACUCAUCUCCAAGAGGUAUAGAGCGUUUUAAGCCUCUUUGUUUAUAAAGUAUUCAGUCAAGCACUCUUGUAAUUUCAGUAGUUGGAGCACCGUUUGUCAAGCAGCAUCCUCUUGUCAUGUAAGUGGCAAAGUCUGCAUAUUUGCUGCUUAGAAAUACCCUCUCAUAUUGCCAAUGCAAUGGAGAAAUUAAUGUAAAACAUGUACUGUAUGUUGUAUGUGUUUUUGCAUACAAUAUGCAAUAUAUUAAUGUAAGUGUAUUUCUCUGGAUUUCCUGGUGAUAACUGUAUGAGUGUCUGCGUGGGCGGUGAAGAGAGCCCAGCACGCCCUGUAUCUUGUUAAUUGGAAUAAAUUAAUUCUGUAAUUAAAGUUUUCCUCCUAA